Messenger RNA from Branchiostoma floridae (Florida lancelet), 3563 nucleotides. RefSeq names its product DNA cross-link repair protein SNM1-like. Gene Ontology annotation, molecular function: damaged DNA binding; 5'-3' DNA exonuclease activity. Lineage: Eukaryota; Metazoa; Chordata; Leptocardii; Amphioxiformes; Branchiostomatidae. The record is from RefSeq and is a predicted model, not a curated record. Bases 76 to 2652 code for a protein of 858 amino acids. Gene Ontology annotation, biological process: interstrand cross-link repair; protection from non-homologous end joining at telomere; double-strand break repair via nonhomologous end joining. The transcript is spliced from 13 exons.
GUUUGUGACUAUGUUUCCAACAGGAAUGAAGCGCUUUUAAAUUUGCGAAUUGUAGUACCGAAAAACAAACGAGCUAUGUCUCAGGAGGAUAGCGAGGAGGAGAUCUGGGGGUACAGAAGUCGUUUGAAACGCGAACGGCAACAUCGACCGGAGCAGGCGGAUGGGGAGGGGGGCGUGGACCGAUACCCUCCCCCCUCUCAGGCGAAAGGAAAGGCUCGCGACAGGAAAGCCACCACUCCCAAAGGGAAAGGAAGAACUACCUCCAAGUCGCCAGGCAAGUCUCCGCGGGGCAGGCAGUCAGGAGAUAAGACGACCCCAAAGCGUGUCAUCCAUGAGGGUUUCUGCCCAAACUGCCAGAUGCCAUUCAGCCUCCUAUUGGUCCAGUCUCCACGCUGGCACGUGGCUGAGUGCAUGGAGCAACCCAUUCAGGCAGAAGGGGAAUGCCCUGCAGGCCUGUCCUGUGACUGCACCAUCCCCUCCCACUACAGGAGGUUCCAGCACACCCUGCUGGCAAUGGGGAGGGCGGGGCUGCCAGACACUGACCUGCAGGACACUCACCCGAUGCCCUCACAGGGAGAUGAAGACCAUGACAGCAAAGACACUGCCACAUCAUCUGUCACCAGUGUCUGUAUGGAACAGGGGGGUGGAAGGAAAAGGGAGCUCUCAGUCAACUCUGUGGAGGAAGUUCCUUCUCUGAAGCGUAUGAAGAAAGGCAGUAUUUCAGAAGCAGAAGUUGCUCGAACACUUUCUCAAGACGAACCAAGAAAAGGAGCGUUUUUCUUCAACAAGGCCAGAGUCUCGUCAUCAGAAGGUUUGGCUGCUAAAGAGAAAGUGUCAAAGAAAUGUUUGGGUAUGUGGAGACAAAUGUCUGAAGACAAGAUAACUGACCAAGGAAAAGUUAGUAGCACACAAGGCCGUGUACAAAAGAUGGAAGAAACAGAGGAAGCAGUGGAAAAACAGGAGAGUUUAAGUGACAUAGACAUGUUUGGAGAAGACAACAGUGAGGAUACUCCUCAAAUAAACCCAGCUAGGCCAAGUCAAGAAGAAAGUGACAGUUGCAGUGAUGAUGACAUCUUUGCCAGUCAGGAUGGUGAUGGAGAUCCUGUGAAUGAAGAGGAAUGUGGAGACAAGAAUUAUACACCUGGGUUUGAUGUUUAUUUGGAUGACUUGGUACAGGAAAUGUCUGACUGGAGAGAUGGAGAGAGUGAUGGAGAUGAUGAUCUAAAGGAGAAGGAAGAUAAAGAUAAGGAUUCUGAUUAUGCUGUAGGAGGCAGCCAAAGCUCUGCGAACAAUGUUGUUACAGAAACAUCUUCCUUCUCCCAAACCUCCAGUCAAGGAGAGGGUGGAGCUAAGAAACAGUCUAGGAUAUUCUCCUUUUUCAAACCAGUCUCAGGGAGUACUGUACCAAAAUCUGCACAGGUGAAAACUGAGGUCAAACACAAUGUAAAAGGAGGAAGGUCUACCCAAUUGGACAUUACAGGAAGUGUGGGUAAGACCCAGACAGGGACAGGGUCUGAGAUGGGCAGGACCAGGAAUUGGAAUGGAGGAGCAACAUUCUCCUACCCACGAGGAGGCUCACAGGGGGCACCAGCAGCUAAACAGUGCCCGUUUUACAAGAAAAUACCUGGAACUACAUUUGUAGUGGAUGCAUUUCGCUAUGGUACUAUCCCAGGAUGCACAGCGUAUUUCCUGAGCCAUUUUCACUAUGAUCAUUACCAGGGUCUCAGCAAGCACUUCCGACAUCCUAUCUACUCAAGCAAGGUAACCUGUAACCUUGUGAAGAAGAAGAUCCGUGUGGCAGACAGGUACCUGCAUCCCCUCGCCCUGAACACCCCCUGUGAUGUGGAGGGGGUACAAGUCACUCUGCUGGAGGCAAAUCAUUGUCCAGGUGCUGUGAUGUUCCUGUUCCAGCUGCCAGAUGGGAAGAACCUGCUGCACACAGGAGAUUUUCGAGCAGACACAUCGAUGGAGUGUUACCCUGCGCUGACUGGGUGCAAAGUUCACACACUCUACCUGGACACCACGUACUGUAACCCAGCCUACAGCUUCCCUGCUCAGAUGGAAGUGAUAGACUUUGCAGUGGGUGUGGCAGUGGAGGCAGUACAACAUAACCCCAAAACUCUCAUUGUCUGUGGCUCCUACACUAUCGGGAAGGAGAGGGUCUUCUUUGCCAUAGCCGAAGCCUUGGGCUGCAAGGUUUGUGCGACACGUGACAAGAAGAACACGCUGGACUGCCUGGACUCUGAUCAGGUGAAGCGACUGGUCACGCUGAAUGGUCGGGAAACUAGACUACAUGUUCUGCCCAUGAAGGAUCUCAAAUUCAAUAGCCUAAAGAGCUAUCUGGAGGGAUACAAGCCACACUACGACAGUGUGCUCGCCUUUCAACCAACAGGCUGGACACACAACAAUAGUGUUUCCACUGUGGCUAAUAUCAGGCCAAAGAGACAUGGCAAUAUCACCAUAUAUGGUAUUCCAUACAGUGAACAUUCCAGCUACACGGAGAUGAAGCGGUUUGUCCAGUUCCUGCAGCCAGCGAAGAUCCUGCCAACUGUCAACAACGGAUCACCCAAGUCCCGCCGUGCUAUGGAGCAGAUCUUCCAGCAGUGGGAUUCGGAGGGGAAACAGCAGUCUUUGGCAUCUUGGGUCAAAUAGAGCUACGGCUUAAUGUAGAGCAUAUUUGAUAAAGUUUCAAUAUCUUACAGCUGUAAGAAAUGAAAAUGUUAAUUUGUUUAAUUUGUGAGAGAUCUUGGAACUAUUAUACUAGUGUGUAAAAUAAAUUAAAGCUAUAAUAUGUAUUGAUACCUAUGUUGCUUAUUGUUUGAAUGUAAAGCUGUCUGCUUUGCUUGACUCUUUGUCUUUAACUCGUUCUUUCAUUUCAUUUUACGAAGUCAAGGAACAAGAAUUGUUUCGAUGUGGCUAUAAAGUUGCUUGGAAAAAGAUGCAUUGUGUAAAAAUCAUGCAGAUACAAGUUGAAAAUCAUGUAGUUAAUUAAACGAUUGGAGCAGAGGAGAUCUGGACCCAUGGUCAGAAAGGGGAUCUGAUGAUGUUAUUGAAUUACUUGUUGCACUACGUGUACAUGAUGGACUGGCUGGAAUAUUGCCCACGUCAUAAUGUUAGACACCACAAAAUUCUUUUCUAUGGAUAAUAACAUGUACACUUGUGACAUAGUCGUAGAGCAUAGCACAUGCCAACUCAGCGCGAUGUGACAAAAAACGUCGUAUAUGUGAAGUUUGUGCCUGUGCUGAAGAAACUCCUGCUGUGUAUUUCUUCCAAUUUGGGUCAACCGAUUUACUUGACCAGCUGGAAUAUUGUCCAUGUUAUACUGUUAGACAUCACAAAGUUUAUUUCUGCGGAUUUCCAUGUACACUUAUGACAUAUUAUAGCCAGUUAGCUCUCGGAAUUUUCCUUCUUUUGAAAAGAUUAAGAAGUCAACAAAGUAAUAUUGAUCAAUAACUGAAUUAAUGUUAUAUUUCAUAUUCUAAGAGCUUAAAAAAAUAAAUCAAUGUGCCAACAAAUUCAUUUGCUUUUUUUCUGUUGGAAGAAUAUGAAUGAAAUAAAUGUUG